Molecule: messenger RNA, 4787 nt
Organism: Neolamprologus brichardi
Lineage: Eukaryota; Metazoa; Chordata; Actinopteri; Cichliformes; Cichlidae
Gene: rps6ka2
Product: ribosomal protein S6 kinase, polypeptide 2
Biological process (GO): intracellular signal transduction; protein phosphorylation
Molecular function (GO): ATP binding; protein serine/threonine kinase activity; magnesium ion binding
Source: RefSeq, a predicted model, not a curated record
AAUAAGAGAGGGAGGGGUGGCACACAAUGUGACUGGUGACAAUCCCUUGGUCUGCAGAGAGAGAGAGGGAGGUAGGGAGCAGGGGAUGAAUAAACACAUGCACGGGCAGAGAUGUGAAGAGGGAGCUCACACACACACACGCACCACCUGAUUCAGCGGAACAGAUUUAUUCGUCACCUCUCCCUGCAGCCUCAUGCAGAGAGCCUGAUGCAAAACACAAGGCAACCCCAAGCCCAGCAGCACAGGUCCCGUUCAUCAUCCCGCUGUCUGCCUGCGUAGCUUUAAGCCUCUGUCACAACUCUGUCUGCGUGCUCGCCGUUGUCCACUGCAGCUAAGGGACACGGGACCGUCUGAGAAGCCACCGGAGGGACGAGAGGCGCAUGCGAAUGAUGGGAAACCUAAAGAGCGAGGACCGCAUUGAGGAUGGACCAGUGAUGAAGCUGCGAGACAAAUAAACAAACCAAUAAAAGAUCAAUUUCUACCCUAGGACCCCCGGCAGGGGACAUGAUUAUCAUUAUGGGAUAGAUACAUAAAGGAGGGGAGAGAGAAAUCUGCUCGUUGCCAUGGAUACCAGCACGCGAAAAUUCACGGUGAGGAGAUGGUUUUCUAUUUACCUGAAGAACAAGGCAGCAAGAAACAAAAACACCGCUGGGUUCUGCCAGGUGGAGGAUGACAGUGUACUUAAGGAGUUUGACAUCAGCCACCAUGUUAAGGAGGGCUGUGAGAAAGCAGACCCUUCACAGUUCCAACUGCUUAAAGUGCUGGGACAGGGAUCCUAUGGAAAGGUGUUUCUGGUUAGAAAAAUAAGAGGAGUGGACAGAGGACAGCUAUAUGCCAUGAAGGUCCUGAAGAAGGCAACGCUAAAAGUUCGGGAUCGUGUGCGAUCGAAGAUGGAAAGAGAUAUACUGGCAGAAGUGAACCACCCAUUUAUAGUUAAACUUCACUAUGCCUUCCAGACAGAAGGGAAGCUCUACCUGAUCCUGGAUUUCCUCCGAGGAGGAGACCUUUUUACUCGUCUGUCCAAGGAGGUAAUGUUCACAGAAGAGGAUGUGAAGUUUUACCUUGCAGAGCUGGCUUUGGCCUUGGACCAUUUACACAGUCUGGGGAUCAUCUACAGGGAUCUCAAGCCUGAAAACAUUCUUCUGGAUGAAGAAGGACAUAUUAAGAUUACAGACUUUGGCUUGAGUAAGGAAGCUAUUGACCAUGAUAAAAGGGCUUAUUCCUUCUGUGGAACAAUAGAGUACAUGGCUCCAGAGGUUGUAAACAGGAGAGGUCAUACACAAAGCGCUGACUGGUGGUCAUUUGGCGUGCUUAUGUUUGAAAUGUUGACGGGAUCAUUACCCUUUCAAGGAAAAGAUCGGAAAGAAACAAUGGCACUUAUUCUAAAGGCUAAGCUGGGAAUGCCACAGUUCCUCAGUCCUGAAGUGCAGAGUUUAUUAAGAGCGCUCUUCAAGAGAAAUCCUGCUAAUCGACUUGGUGCAGGACCAGAUGGAGUAGAAGAAAUAAAAAGGCAUCGCUUCUUUGCAUCAAUAGACUGGAAUAAGCUGUACAAGAAGGAAGUGAGGCCUCCUUUCAAACCAACCGUUGGCAGACCUGAAGACACUUUCCAUUUUGACCCUGAGUUCACCUCCAGAACACCUACUGCACUCUGCAGACGUUUGGUUCAAUGUGUCUUGGGAUAUCCAGAUUCUCCAGGCAUCCCUCCCAGCGCGAACACACACCAGUUGUUUCGUGGUUUUAGCUUCGUUGCAACUAACCAAACUCAGGAGUCCAGUGUUGCUACAGUAGCGGCCACUCCUCAAGAGCUGAACAUCAACCCCAUCGCACAGCAUCUCUGUGGUGAUCUGGCCUUCGGUGAUGUUUAUGAUCUGAAAGAAGAAAUCGGACACACGGGAACCUCUGUCUGCAAAAGAUGUCUGCACAGAAUUACUUCAGUGGAGUAUUGUGUGAAGAUUAUUGACAGAGCAAGGAGAGAUCCGUCAGAAGAGAUUGAGAUUCUGUUAAGAUAUGGACAGCAUCCAAAUAUUAUUACCCUGAAAGAUGUGUUUGACGAUGGCCAGUGUGUGUAUCUGGUUCAGGAGUUACUGAGAGGGGACGAGUUGCUGGACAAAGCUCUGACGCACACAAAUUUUACUGAGAGAGAUGCAUCAGACAUCAUCUGCGCUCUGACCAAAACUGUGGAAUAUUUACACUCACAGGGGGUUGUACAUCGAGACUUGAAACCCAGCAACAUCCGCUAUGCAGAUGACAAUGGACUCCCAGAAUGCAUCAGGAUAUGCGACUUUGGUUUUGCCAAACAGCUCAGAGCUGAAAAUGGUUUGCUGAUGACUCCCUGUUACACAGCUACGUUCAUGGCUCCUGAGAUUUUGAGGAAACAGGGUUAUGAUGCAGCCUGUGACAUCUGGAGCCUGGGGAUCCUGCUCUACACUAUGAUAGCUGGUUUCAGCCCAUUUGCCAGCAGUCCCGAGGACACAGCAGAGGAGAUUCUGGCUCAGAUCGGCUGUGGGAAAUUCAUUAUCACAGGAGGAAACUGGGAGCUGGUGUCAGAAGCAGCCAAGGAUAUCGUGGUUAAGAUGCUCCAUGUGGACCCCCACCAGCGUCUGACUGCCCCACAGGUUCUUCGUCACCCCUGGAUUGUUGAGAGAGACCAGCUCUCUGACAAAUGUCUCACCAGACAAGAUCCACUCAUUGUCAAGGGGGCUCUAUCUGCCACCUAUUCUGCUCUGAGGCGCUGUGCUCCUGCCCCUGUCCUGGAGCCUGUUCAGUCUUCUGGCCUUGCUCAGCGGAGAGGGAUGAAGAAACUUGAGAGUCCAAAAGUCACUUCAGAUCCUAAGGGAAAGGAAUAGCCUCAACCAUUUGAAUGCAGCACAAAUAUAAUUUUAGCUUUUAACCGUAAACCUGCAUUCUAAAAAGCACAAAUCACAUCUAAUAAACUAUAACACGACAAUAUAGACGCCCACUUGUACUGGCACCAGGAUUAGCGUCAAGUCACUCGGUGAAUUGUUUCAAUUUUAACAGCUUGAUGCACUGAUAUAAAAUUCAUCACAUGCACCUUCAUUGGAAACUGUGAAACUGAGUGGCUUGAGGAAGUCAAAUAAUAGAUCUUAAAAGAAAUUAUUCUUAAUUUUGAAAAGAGAAUUUUCAGUUCAAACAUACAGACAUUUUAUUAAAUCAAUUGCUUCUAACGUACCCUUCCUUGGUCAUAUAAGUGGCAAGGCUGUCUUACAAUACACAAAGACAAACUCUUAUCUGCCUUGAAUUACUGUAUAUUUGCAGGAACGGCUGCAGUUCAAAGUAAGAAACAGUAGACUGAAAAAAGGAGUAUUCAGUGCCACAAACAUAAAAGUAGCAGUAUGGUUUAUAUAUUUUUGUAUGUCAACAAAAGCAUAGCAUUUCUUGUUCUAAAGUCAUAACUUAUACACACAGCAUCUCUCUUAGAUUAGCCUAUUUUACUCCAAUCCUCAGACUCAUGCCUGUUAAAAAUGUAAAUAUCCUACCAAAGGGAAUUAUUUAUUUAAAAAUGCCAUCUACAUUAAGAACCACUGGAUGUUGCACUCGAGCACCAGCAGAACAAAACAACCUAGCGUAAAUAUAUAUAUAUUGUAUGGCUGAGGUAUACUACAAUUAAAAACACCAGAGGCCAGUGCCACUGGCACCUUUCUGUACCAGUUUUUUUUUUUUUUUUUUUGCCAGAUUCAGCUGCUUUCAUACGGUGUUGUUCAUGUCUGAGGUGGAGCAACACUUGUUGGGAGACUUUAGUCCUCAGCAAGUCGUCAUUCAACUGGAGUAACAUCAUCUCCACUUUACCCAUGUCUCUUCUGUUCUGCUCCUCUGGAAUAUACAGCUACUGAGAUACUGAACAGCUAUGCUCAAAUUUCAAAAUGCACAGGAAGACUGUGACUAUUUACAGAACCUAUAGCAAUGCCAUUUAGUCUUAUUGGUAGAAAAUGUGAUCAACAUGUUUCUUGCAUAAUUGUCUUCCACAGCCUUUGAUUCACUGAGUAGUCUUUAAAAGAAACAUGGCACACUCUGCAGUCUAUACAUUUUAGACAACGUCCAGCAUAAUUCAUCAAUUUGCAUGUGCUCAAAUGUGUUUAUCAGUAGGCUUAUGUUUGCCAUUAGUAUCUGAAAGCCAAAACAUUGGAGAAUCACUGUGUCAGAUUUUUGUAUAUACUGUCUAAUGAUGCUGCCCUAAUUUUAUCUAAUGAGAUGUUCACUCAUAAAGACGAGGUAUGAUAGAACAGGGUUUUUUGCAGAUACUAGUAGCACUUUGUGUUGUACAGUUAAGCCGUAGCAAUGUAGAUUAUAAUGCUCCACAAGUUAGAAACAUACUUGCUGAUCAGAGGUAAAACGUUUUGAGAUGUGCAAGAAAUGAGCACUGUAGUAGAAACAAUACAUUCUGGACACAGUUUUGUUUGCCAGUUCAAAAACUGUGGGUUUUGUUGCACUGCACAACGGCAAAAGGUGUGGCUGGCAAACUGAUGAAUAAGUAUGCAGUAUGAGUAUGUGUGUUGUACAACCGUAAAAGUAAUGUUGUAUAUAUUGUUUAUUAAUUUAGACUGUACGUACUGUUGUGCAAAACCAACAGUAUGUUGUAUCAGCAGGCUUGGUUGUACAACUGUCAGCAACCAGGAAGACCGAUAUAUUUUUUAGCAAAUAUAUUGGGACUGUACAUAUUACAUUGUGUUGUGCAUUCAUUGCUGUGUACAUACUGUCUAUACCCUGCCAAUUGUUGAAGAUAUUGGCCAGAAUGCCAAAGUUUUACAAAUAAAGGAAAAGAAUGGAAA